AUGGCCCGCGAUCCCUUCUCGUCGUCUUCUGUAUCUCAAACUACCGAGGACAUUGCGUUGGUCGACAUGUCCUCACACAACGAGGCCAUGACUUCGAUCUUCAAGGCCGCCGAAGCACCUCGGUCGACCUUCACUCUCGACAAGACGAGGUUCUACCUCCCCGAGGGACCGCUGUCCGACGACGCCUUCUGGGUUCCGCUUCCCGACGGCGACCGCGGCAAAUCAAGAUCAAAAAGCGGGGCGAGGGGCAUGUCGUACCGUGGCGGCUCCUGGAUCGUCGACAUCGACCUCCAGCGGCCGCGGUGCUUCGUCGCGCACGGCACCAUAGCGGAGGAGUGCAUGGUCCGAAGGAUGCAGACGGACUGCCGCGCCGCAGCGAAGAGGCUCGCUGCCACCAUGGGCGGGAUAUUCUGGCAGCGAAUUCAGGGCGGCGGUGGCGUCGACAGACUCACAAACCCGGACAUCGCAGGCUGUCUGGCCCGCACGGCAGACGCGCUGUUUGAGUUCACAAAUCUCACCGGGCGGUUCAUCGAGGCGACGAGAAGACGGCAUCUGAAGGAAGACGUGUCUCCAUUGUUCAAGGGGGUGUUGAAGUUGCUGGGCAUCGUGGAGUGGCACCGCGUCCACCAGGCCGUCAACGCGGUGCAGAUCCUCCGGAGGUCGUUUGAGGGACUCACCGCGCGCUGUGUCACGGGCGAAGAGAAAAUGGCCCAGUAUGCCGCGCAGAGCUGCAAAGAAACGUACAUGCUCGGUAUGAUGGGCUGGCGUCUUGCGCCGGACUCGAUAGGCUCACAACAGGGCGCGUUGUCGCAAGCUCUGCACUCAUUGCAUGUACUCGGCACAGCAGACUGGAUGGGCUAUGACGCCGAAGAGUUAAAGGCAAGGAUGGCUCAGAAGAGCACGCCGGUGUGUCUCGUCAAAGACAACUUCUUCUGCGCGUGGACUUUUGGGAUGGCUGUGCGGUUUCUUACGCACCAGAACCUGCAGUGCUCUUGGAGUGCCGACGAGCUCGCCAACUGUCCAGGCCCGUGGCGGUUUGAGGGUCACAUCUACACGUCGCACCUGGAGAUGUUGAAGACGCUGCCCUGGGUAGAGUGCUUCACGGGGUCGGAGCAUACGAGGGUACGGUUCCGUCCUGUUAGUUGCAGCGGAUGCUAUGAUAGGUUUUACGAAGGCAAGAGGGAAGACGGGAAGAAGAGCAAGAAGGCAAACAAGGAGAAGCCAGAAGGCAAGAAGCUGACGGGAACGAGAACUUGGUGA
This is a messenger RNA of Colletotrichum chrysophilum, 1260 nucleotides long. RefSeq lists its product as uncharacterized. Lineage: Eukaryota; Fungi; Ascomycota; Sordariomycetes; Glomerellales; Glomerellaceae. The transcript has 2 exons. The record is from RefSeq and is a predicted model, not a curated record. Bases 1 to 1260 code for a protein of 419 amino acids.